AUUUUUUUUAAUAUAAAUUCUAACAAAAUAUUUUUUUUAUUUAUUUUAUUUUUUAGUACUUUAAUUUCUAUUUCAUCAAAUUCUUGAUUUGGAUGUUGAAUAGGUUUAGAAAUUAAUCUUUUAAGAUUUAUCCCAUUAAUUUCUAAUAAUAAUAAUCUUCUUUCAUCAGAAGCUUCAUUAAAAUAUUUUCUUACUCAAUCAAUUGCCUCAAUUAAUUUUUUAUUCUCAAUUUUAUUAAAAUUAAUUUUAAUAAAAAAUUUUGAAAUAAAUAAUUUCUUAUCUAUUAUAAUUAAUUCAUCUUUAUUAAUAAAAAUAGGAUCUAUUCCAUUUCAUUUCUGAUUUCCUAAUGUAAUUGAAGGUUUAUCAUGAUUUAAUUGUUUUAUUCUAAUAACUUGACAAAAAAUUACCCCAAUAAUUUUAAUUUCUUAUUAUUUUAAUAAAAACUUUUUAAUUAUGAUUAUAAUUUUCAAUACUAUUAUUGGAGCAAUUGGAGGAAUUAACCAAACUUCUUUACGUAAAUUAAUAGCAUUUUCUUCUAUUAAUAAUUUAGGAUGAAUAUUAGCAACAAUUAUAAUUAGAGAAAAUUUAUGAAUAUUUUAUUUAUUAAUUUAUUCAUUUUUAAUUAGUAUUAUAUGUUUUUUAUUUAAUAUAUUAAAUAUAUAUUAUAUUAAUCAAUUAUUUAUUAUUAAUUUUAAUCCUAUAAUUAAAAUUUCUUUAUUUAUUAAUUUUUUAUCUUUAGGUGGAUUGCCACCCUUUAUUGGAUUUUUCCCUAAAUGAAUUGUAAUUAACUUUUUAAUAUUUAAUAAUAUAUAUGUAUUAACUUUUAUUUUUGUAAUAAUAAGAUUAAUCAUAUUAUUUUUUUAUAUUCGUAUUAUUUAUUCUUCUUUUAUAUUUAAUUAUUUAAAAUUAAAAUGAUUUAAAAUUUUUGUAAAAAAUAAAAUUUUUAUUCUAAUUAAUUUUUUUAGUUUAAUUUCAAUUAUAAGAAUAAUUUUUAGAACUUUUUUUUUUUUUUAA
This is a messenger RNA of Pectinophora gossypiella (pink bollworm), 1014 nucleotides long. The record is from the annotation of a RefSeq genome assembly. NCBI's taxonomy places the organism in Eukaryota, Metazoa, Arthropoda, Insecta, Lepidoptera, Gelechiidae.